This is a messenger RNA of Pseudozyma flocculosa PF-1, 5931 nucleotides long. RefSeq lists its product as uncharacterized. The transcript is spliced from 2 exons. Gene Ontology annotation, biological process: cell motility. The record is from RefSeq and is a predicted model, not a curated record. NCBI's taxonomy places the organism in Eukaryota, Fungi, Basidiomycota, Ustilaginomycetes, Ustilaginales, Ustilaginaceae. Bases 1 to 5931 code for a protein of 1976 amino acids. Gene Ontology annotation, molecular function: catalytic activity; phosphatidylinositol binding.
AUGUCAUCCGGCACCUCGUUCGCCGACCUGGUCCACCAGGCUGCCGACGUCGUCAGCCACGCAACCGGCCUCUCGACCGCCUACGAAGACGACGGCGCAGGGCCCUUUGCGCACCAGCAAGACAACGCACAACCUCACUCCCAGUCGGACCAGGACAAGGCCAACCACGCACACGACACCGCCAACGCACACGACCCAGCCCACUCGAGCCCAGACGAGGCCCAACAGAGCCGCACCUCUUGGCUCGCCGGCCUCAUCAGGCGUCAGGCACCCGGCAACCAUCCAGACGACCCCGGGGCACACGUCAAUCACCCCGGCGCCUACGACAGCACCCACGCCUCCUCAUCCCCACCACGCAGCCAUGCAGGCGAACAGCACGACGGCUCCGACCAUGAACAGCACGACGUCGCCGCUCGCAAGCGCGCCGCCCACCAAAAGCCGGGCCAGCCAGAGACAAUGCAGGGCCUCGACAAGAUCGACAAGGCCCUCGGCGUAGGCGGGCCCGUAGGCAACAAGCUCGGCGCACAGUACGACGACUCGAUCCGCCACCACGGCGACGGGCCCGCUAUCGACGCAGAGAAGCAAACCAAGCCCGUCGGAGGCGGCGCAACCGUCGGCGAACCCAUCUUUUCCGAGCGCAACCAACGCGCGGCAGAGGACAAGCACAACGUCCCCGCCGGCGUCGACGCCAGCUCAAAGGCGAGCCUCUCCGACCCAAAGGACCACGGUACCGGCGGCAACAUCCAGCCAGAGUCGGCGGACCGCGCCGCCAACCGCGGGCCCAGCUGGGCAUCGAGGCCAAACGACGAGCAGCGCGAAAAGAUCCGCAAGCUCAAGGCCGAGGCCGCCGCCGGCUUCCCCAACCGAUCCACGCCCUCCACCUCGGUGCCUCAGACGCCCUCAAAGGGGCCCGACCGCCAAAAGUCGUCGGACGGCAUCCUCGGCGGCCUCUUUGAAGGCUCCGGCAGCCGGCCUGGCCUGAGCCUGUUUGGCGGCGCCGGAGGUGUCGGAUCGCAGAGGCAGAAACGCUCCGCCAGCGCCGCGUCGUCCGAUAAGGCCAAGGGCGAGGACGACAAGCCGCCGCAGCCCACCCGGUCCGGAUCGCACUGGGCCGAGAACUCGCGGCGGUUGCGCGGCGCCUUCGAGACGCCCAUGGAGGAAGGCGAAGAGGGAACUGGCGCCGGCGGCGCCUCGGGAUCGCACCUCGGCCUCUCGCAGGUCCACCAGAGCCCGAUGCACGAGUCCGAGGGUGGUGGCGGCGGCGGCGGCGGCGGCAUAUUUGGUGGUGCUGGUGCUGGUGCAGGCGCUGGUGCCGGCGGCGGAACGCCUGGCACGCCGACAACGCAAAAGAUGCGGGCCAUCAGCAAGAUCAUGCUCGGAGGCGGGCAGAAGACGGGUUCGGGAGACGACAAGGAGGGCGGUCCCAGCGGUGCCGGUGGCGAACCGGCGCGGCAGGGCAGCGGCAGUCGCGACGACUCGGCGACGACGCCGAGCGGCCAGGCGCAGAACCGGUGGGCGCAGCUCAAGAAGAUGGUGCGCGAAAAGGCCAAAAAGGAGGAGCUCAAGAACCAGGCGGCCCAGAUGGACCUGGCCAAGGAGCUCCAGACCGGCAUCCUGCCCGUCUUUCUGUUGAAGAUGGCCAUCGAGCGCGACGAGCAAAAGCACCGCCGGAUCCCCGUGCUGCUCAACCACCUCAAGCUGCGCGUCACCGACAGCGUCAACCCGCUCCACAGCACCCACGCCGUCUUCCGCAUCGAGCUCGAGUACGGCAACGGCCUCGUCAAGUGGGUCGUCUACCGCGAGCUGCGCGACUUCAUCAACCUCCACGCCCACUACCGCGCCUCGGCGCUGCGCGGCUACCUCGGCCGCUCGAUUGGCAACGCCGAGGGCGACUUUGGCCUGCCCAGCUUCCCAAAGAUGAGCAUCCCCUACCUCAACCAGCUGCAGCGCCAGGGCCGCGUGGCCAAGGCCGACUUUGCGCGUGCCCAGCGCGACGCCCUCGAAAACUACAUCAUCGAGCUCAUCCGCCGCACCAUGUUCCGCGCCGAGGCCAACCGCCUGUGCAAGUUCUUCGAGAUCUCGGCGCUCUCGGUCUCGCUGGCGUCGCGCGGCGGCCACCAGGGCAAGCAAGGCUACCUGCGCAUCCUCUCCAAGUCGUCGCGCAAAAAUGACCAGAAAAACAUCCUGACGCCGGCGCGCUGGGCCAAGUCCAAGGAGCCCAAGUGGUUCAUUGUCCGCGAGAGUUUCAUCGCCAUCGUCAAUCAGCCCGACACGCUCCAGAUCUACGACGUCUUCCUGAUGGACAACGACUUCGUCAUUGAGCGGCCCAAGCGGCUCUACAAGCAGACGAUGCACCUCGCCCACGGCCUCACGCACAGCGACGACAAGGAGCAGCGCGCCAUCGACAGCUCCGAGCAGACGGGCGAUCCGGGCGACGUGGCCGCCGCCGAGAAGCAGGGCUCCUACGACCGCACCGCCCUGCUGACCGAGGGACAGUUCGCCGACCCGGAAAGGAAGAAGCAGGGCGACAAGGGCGGCGGCGGCGGCAAAGGCGGCGGCGCCGACGCCGACAAGGCCGACCCCAACCGCCACGUGAGCAGCCACACGUUCUACAUCCGCAACGCCGAGCGCAAGCUCAAGCUCGUCGCGCGCAACGAGCGCGUCAUGGACCAGUUCAUCGCGUCGAUGGAGAAGAUGGCCAGGCGCAACAUCUUUAGCGGCAGCAACCGCUUCGAGAGCUUCGCGCCCAUCCGCCUCAACGCCAGCGCCCAGUGGCUCGUCGACGGCCGCGACUACUAUUGGAACUUGAGCAAGGCGCUUUUGAUGGCCAAGGACCGCAUCUUCAUCCACGACUGGUGGCUCUCGCCCGAGCUCUACCUCCGCCGCCCCGGCCAGCCGAAGUGGCGGCUCGACAACAUCCUCAAGAAAAAGGCCGAGGAGGGCGUCAAGGUGUUUGUCAUCAUCUACAACGAGGUGUCCAACAACUUUACGCCCACCGACAGCAACUAUACCAAGCAGCGGCUCGUCAACCUCCACCACAACAUCUUUGUCCAGCGCUCGCCGAGCCACUUCCAGACGGGCACCUUCUACUGGGCGCACCACGAGAAGCUGUGCGUCAUCGACGAGACGAUCGCCUUUAUGGGCGGCCUCGACCUCUGCUUUGGCCGCUACGACACGCCCGCCCACACGCUCGUCGACGACGUCUACCACGAGGUCAACGACCACGGCGACGCCGUCGCCGACUCGCACCCGGAGCUCCUCGGUCCGGCGCGCGACGGCAAGGAGGCCCACGUCUGGCCGGGUCAGGACUACGCAAACGAGCGCGUCAUGGAGUGGCACACGCUCAGCAAGCCGCACGAGGACCUCAUCCCGCGCGACAAGUUCCCGCGGAUGCCGUGGCACGACGUCGGCCUCCAGCUCGUGGGCCAGCCGGCGCGCGACCUGUGCCGCCAUUUCACGCAGCGCUGGAACUUCCUGCUGCGCAUCAAGAAGCACACGCGCGUGAUGCCCUUCCUGGUGCCGCCGCCCGACUUUACGGCCGAGGAGCUGAAAAAGUACGGCCUGACGGGCAGCUGCGAGGUCCAGAUCUGCCGCUCGGCGGGGCCGUGGAGCCUGGGCACGGCGAGCAAGGUCGAGCACUCGAUCCAGAAUGCCUACCUCAAGUCGAUCCAGAUGAGCGACCACUUUGUCUACAUCGAGAACCAGUUCUUCAUCUCGUCGACCGUGGCCGAGGGCACGCGCAUCGAGAACCAGAUCGGCGAGGCGCUCGUCAGCCGCAUCAUCCGCGCCCACCGCGAGGGCACGCCGUGGCGCGCCAUUGUCGUCAUCCCGCUCAUCCCCGGCUUCCCCAUGCCCAUCGACCACCCGGACGCCUCGUCGGUGCGCCUCAUCGUCGAGCUCCAGAACCGCUCGAUUUCGCGCGGCGAGCACUCGAUCUUUGGCAAGCUGCGGCGCGAAGGCAUCAACCCGGAGGACUACAUCAGCUUCUUUUCGCUGCGCAACUGGGGCAAGCUGCGCGGCGGCCAGCUGACGACCGAGCAGAUCUACCUCCACGACAAGAUCAUGAUCGUCGACGACCGGCUCGCCAUCAUCGGCUCGGCCAACAUCAACGAGCGCAGCCAGCGCGGCGACCGCGACUCGGAGCUGGCCUGCGUCAUCCGCGACUACGACAUGCUCGACUCGACCAUGGCCGGCGAGCCGUACAAGGUGGGCCGCUUCGCCCACACGCUGCGCGUCCACCUGAUGCGCGAGCACCUCGGCGUCGACGUCGACGAGCUCGACGCCGAGGGCAGCCGCGACGCGCCCGUCGAGACGGUGCCCAACGGCAACUCGUCGAUGUACGACGACCAGGGCUGGGUCGACAGCUCCGAGGUCGACUCGCAGCUCGUCGACUCGGACGAAGAGUGGGACCCGGACAACGAGCAGACGCACAACGGCCACGGCGGCGCCACGGCCGACGCCGAGGGCGAGGGCGUCACCGAGGUGCGCCGGCGCCACCCGCGCCGCAUCUGGAAGCGGACCGCCGCCGAGUUUGCCAACCACGUCGGGCCGGGCGCCGCCAAGGAGGUGGGCAACCGCGUCAAGAGCGUCGUCAAGCGCGACGACGAGGGCGACGACGCGGGCGCCGCCGAGCACCACGCAUCGGAGCUCUUUGCCGGCGACGAGGGUUCGCACGACUCGCCCAACGCCAACGAGCGCCACGCUGCGGCGCGCGACGAGCGCGUCGACAACGUCAUCGCUGGCGGCGGCAGCGGCAUGACGUCGGACGGCAAGUACGACAGCACGCGCGAGGGCACCAUCGAGGAGAAGAUGCUGGCGCAGGACCAGCAGCAGCGCAGCAGCACCAGCACCGGCACCGGCACCAGCACCAACAGGCAGACGGACCGCCUCGGUAGCGAGGCGCCGCCAGACCGCCGGCGCGGCAGCAUGAGCUCGCGGCGCGGCGACUACGUGGGCAGCGCUGGCCUGCGCAAGUCGGCGUCGACGUUUGAGUCCAACGACGACCUGGCCAACGGCACGCUGCGGCCGCCGUCGCAGGCCACGACGCGCUCGCGGCGGCAGAGCGAGGCGACGUCGAUCUCGCCCGAGGACCUCAAGCGCAAGAUGUCGACGCGCAUGUCCAACAACCCCUGGGCGCCGCCGGUCGACGCGCCCGAGAUUGACCCGGACAAUUUCGAGGACCCGCUGAUUGACAGCUUCUACCACGACUACUGGCUCAAGAGCGCCGUGCACAACACGCAGAUCUACCGCAAGGUGUUCAAGUGCGUGCCGGACGACACGGUGGGCACGUGGGGCGAGUACAAGGCGUACUCGGCGUGGUCGGAGCGGCUGGCCAAGAGCGGCAAGUUUGGCGCAAAGGAAAACCGCGGCGAGCGCGACGCGCAGGCGCACAGCGUGCCCGGCGCGAGCGUCGGCGGGCCCGUGGGGCAGGUUGCCCCGGCGUCGCUCGCCAAAGACGGCAAGGCGGCGGCGAGUUCGUCGGUCAACGGCAACGGCAACGGCGGCGCCGACGACAAGGCCAGCAGCAGCGAGGGCGGUGGUGGUGGUGGUGCCGACGAUGGGUUGACGCCGAGCCGGUCCAAGGCGAGCGUGUCGACGUCGAGCCAUGCCGCCGAUGCUGCGCAACAGUCGUCGUCGUCGUCGUCGUCGAUUGGCGGUGGCGGAGGAGGACACGGGCAGCAAGCGUCGCAGGCCGGCGGUAGGACGUCGCAGCCCAAGCCUCCGCAGCAGCCGCAGCAGCAGCCUGUGCCGCCAUCAUCAGCGUCGCAGCCGGGCUUUUCCGACGGCGAGCUCGAGCAGAUGGAGGCGCUGCUGAUGGAGACGCGCGGCACCCUCGUCAUGCACCCGACGCGCUUCCUCGAGGCCGAAGACAUGUCCAACAACUUUCUGUUUGCCAUGGACCGCAUCAACCCGCUUCUCAUCUACGACUAG